Brassica napus (rape) is the source of this 2565-nucleotide messenger RNA. RefSeq lists its product as uncharacterized. Bases 1 to 2565 code for a protein of 854 amino acids. NCBI's taxonomy places the organism in Eukaryota, Viridiplantae, Streptophyta, Magnoliopsida, Brassicales, Brassicaceae. Gene Ontology annotation, molecular function: nucleic acid binding; RNA-DNA hybrid ribonuclease activity. Gene Ontology annotation, biological process: DNA integration. The record is from RefSeq and is a predicted model, not a curated record. The transcript has 2 exons.
AUGCCGUUCGGUUUGAAGAACGCCGGAGCAACCUACCAACGACAUGUAAACAAGAUGUUCGCAGAUAAGCUGGGCAUCACUAUGGAAGUGUACAUCGACGACAUGUUGGUUAAGUCGCUCCAUUCCAUUGAUCACCUCCGUCAUCUUCAAGAAUGCUUCGAAACUCUCAACAAAUACGGCAUGAAGUUGAACCCAGCAAAGUGCACAUUCGGAGUCUCUUCAGGCGAAUUCCUCGGCUACAUAGUCACACAGCGAGGAAUCGAGGCAAACCCAAAGCAAAUAUCCACGGUCCUGAACCUCCCAAGUCCGAGGAACAGUAGAGAAGUACAACGGCUCACUGGCCGGAUAGCUGCUCUAAAUCGUUUCAUCUCCAGAUCCACCGACAAGUGCCUCCCCUUCUACGAUCUCUUGCGAGGAAAUAAGAAGUUCAUUUGGGAUGAGAAGUGUGAGGAUGCAUUUACUCAACUCAAGCAAUACCUGACAACACCUCCAGUACUCGCUAAGCCGAACGUAGGUGAUGUUCUAUCUCUCUAUGUCGCGGUGUCACAAGCUGUUGUCAGCAGCGUUCUGAUAAAGGAAGACCGCGGCGAACAAAAGCCCAUUUUUUACACAAGCAGACGCAUGACCGGACCAGAGACGCGAUACCCGACUCUGGAAAAGAUGGCUUUAGCAGUUGUCGAGGCAGCAAGAAAGCUUCGACCGUAUUUCCAGUCACAUUCAGUGGAGGUACUGACUGAUCAACCUCUCCGAACGAUACUCCAAAACACCAACAGAUCUGGCAGACUCACGAAGUGGGCCAUCGAACUCGGCGAGCUCGAUAUUACCUACAAGAACCGCACAGCGGCGAAGUCCCAAGUCCUCGCGGACUUCCUGGUCGAGUUGGCCCCAGAAUUGGAACAAGAUCUUAUACUCCCAAGCUCAACCUGGACGCUUCACGUCGAUGGAUCAUCGACCAACAAGGGAGCAGGAGCCGGAGUCCAACUACAGUCCCCGACCGGAGAGCUAAUCAGGCAGUCUUUUAGCUUUGGCUUUCCCGCGUCAAACAACGAAGCAGAAUACGAAUCUCUGAUCGCCGGACUCCGCUUAGCAAAAGCCGUAAAAGCUAAACGACUAAGCGCCUAUUGCGACUCUCAAUUAGUCGCCAGUCAGUUCAGCGGCGACUACGAUGCCCGCAACGACCGAAUGGAUGCCUAUCUCAAAAUAGUGCAAAGCCUGACAGCAGAGUUCGAGUUCUUCGAACUCAUCAAAGUUCCCAAAGGCGAAAACGUCUGCGCCGACGCCCUCGCGGCCCUUGGCAGCAAGCUUCGUGAUCAAGUUAAACGAACCAUCCCGAUACAUCGUAUCGAGAAACCAAGCAUCGAUAUUCCUAUCGACCAAACCCUCGUUGCCCCGGUCAUCGAACCCGCUACUCCAGAUGACGACGGAUUUGGUCCUGAUUGGAGAACUGAGUUUAUCGACUACCUCUCGAAGGGAGAACUCCCAAACGACAAAUGGGAAGCUCGCCGACUAAAAACACGCAGCGCCCAUUACGUCGUUCUUGACGAUGAACUACACCGCUGGACCGCGAGUAAAGUACUCCUAAAAUGCAUUCAUGGCGACGAGACAGCAAGGAUUGUGAGUCUUACGCGAGAAGCUGCGACAAGUGCCAACGGCACGCACCUAGUAUCCAUUGUCCAACCGAAAUGUUGCGAACAACCUCCAUACCCGUUCAUGCGAUGGGCAAUGGACAUCAUUGGACCACUUCCCUGUUCCCGCCAAAGACGCUUCAUCCUUGUCCUCACCGACUACUUUACCAAAUGGAUCGAAGCUGAAGCAUACGCUCAAGUCACGGACAAAGAAGUCCGCGGUUUCGUCUGGAAAAAUAUUAUUUGCCGCCACGGUUUACCUUAUGAGAUCGUUACCGAUAACGGAUCGCAGUUCAUGUCAGGCAACUUCAAGGAGUUCUGUGGCAGAUGGAACAUUCGACUAAGCCCCUCCACUCCUCGUUACCCGCAAGGUAAUGGCCAGGCAGAAUCCUCCAAUAAACUCAUCAUCGAUGGCAUUAAAAAGCGCAUGGAUCUGAAAAAGGGUUACUGGGCCGACGAGCUCGAUGGGGUCCUAUGGAGCCAUCGCACAACGCCGCGAGGAUCGACUAAAUCGACACCUUUCUCCCUCGCCUACGGUGUAGAAGCCAUGGCUCCCGCUGAAGUCAACGUUUCAAGCCUCCGACGCUCCAAGAUGCCUCAAUACGUCGAACUCAACAAGGAAAUGCUACUCGACGCCCUUGAUGAGAUAGAAGAACGACGAGAUCAAGCUCUGCUGCGCAUCCAGAACUAUCAACACCAGAUCGAGAGUUACUACAACAAAAGGGUCCGUGCCCGACCUCUGGAACUCGGUGACCUCGUCAUGCGCAAGGUGUUUGAAAACACUAAGGAGCUAAACGCCGGUAAACUCGGCGCCAGGUGGGAGGGACCUUAUAAAAUCAUCAAAGUCGUCAAACCCGGAGUAUACCGACUUCAAACUUCACGUGGCGAAGAAGUUCCCCGAUCAUGGAACUCGAUGCACCUAAGACGUUUCUACUCCUAG